UCCAUAUCAGGAAAAAAAUAUUUAAAAUUAUCCUAGAAAAAAUUCUCUUAAACUUAUUUUUUAACAAUUGAAAAUAACAAAAAUAGUGUGUAGUAUGACGAAUUAAAAUUUGCAGAAUAAAAAUAGAAGAUAUGUGAAAGGAAAUGUAAAUAUACAGAGAAAUUUAGAACCAGUUAUAAGGAGAUGGACAAGUCGGGUUUCCGUUAUGCCAGCCUAUAAAAUAUUUUUAUGUUCGUCAUACAAUUUGCAAUGUGGUUUUGGAAAUUCCCACAUUGUCCUAAAUACUUUGUCAGCCAGAGAUUUCAUGAGAAGUGAUGCAGUAGUUAUUUGCUUCCUUUUGUUUUUACAUACUAUAUCCUUUGUUGCCUGAUUAAUAAUGUAUAUUUAUCAGUUACCCCAUUUAGAAAGAAGAGAAUUGUGUAGAAUUCUUGAUCAAAAUAAAACAUGGGAAGAGCUAGCUGUUUCUCACAUGAAGUACGAUACUUUUACUGUACAGGAUUUGCGACGCCAAGAAUCAAGAGGGUUUUCACCAUCAGAUGAGCUUCUUACUAAGUGGGGUCAUCAAAAUCAUACUGUAUUGGAACUGUUUGUAUUGCUUAGUCGUAUGCGUCACUAUCAUGCAAUGACAAUUAUUAAGAAAUAUGUUGAUCAACCAUACCACAGACUUAUAGUUUUAAAGGAUCUAACAAGAAAGUUUCAACAGUGCACUAUUGAGAAUCCAUGUGUAAAAGAUGCAAAAGUGCCUCUAGAAAACUUUAAUAACAUGUCAGAGAAAGCAUUAAACAUUACUCAUAAAAAUGUUUUCAAUUACGGCAUUGAAACUGAAAGUCAAAUAAAAAUCCUUAAUGCUGCUCCAAACGAUCAACAUCAGAAUGAAGUUAGUAGAGAAGAUAAUGAAAGUAUCAAUCAAAAAGUGGUUUUAAAACAUAGACUGCCUCUUGCUAGGAUACAGACUGGGACAUCCAAAGGGCUUCUUGUAUCUGAUAUUUCUUAUGUAGCUGAGACAGCUGGUGCUAUACCACAAAUUCCUUAUGAAGAACUUCAAAUGAGCACAAACAACUGGAGUCCAACAACAGUUUUGGGAAAGGGAGGAUUUGGAACUGUUUUUAAAGGUACAUGGAAGUAUACAGAAGUAGCUAUAAAAAGAAUUGAACAAAGAGAAGAUAAUCCAGAGUCCCAUAGUGAACAGAUUAAACAAUCAAUAACUGAAUUACAUUGUCUAAAUGCUUACAGACAUGAUAAUAUUUUGCCUUUGUAUGGGUAUAGCAUAGGCGGGCCACAGCCCUGUCUUGUUUAUCAGUUUAUGUCUGGUGGAUGUCUUGAAAGAAGACUAAAAGUCAAAGAACAAGAAAAGGUUUUAAAAUGGCGCCAGAGGCUUAAUAUUGCCAUUGGAACUGCAAGAGGUCUUCAAUAUCUUCACACAAUAGGCGAGAAGCCUUUAAUUCACGGGGACAUUAAAUCGGCGAAUAUCCUUCUUGAUCCUUGUAACAACGCUAAAAUAGGAGAUUUUGGCCUUGCUAGAGAAGGUCCUCAUGCCGAUUAUACUCACAUUAAAGUGUCAAGGAUUCAUGGUACAAGACCCUACCUUCCUGAUGAAUUCCUUCGGGCUAAGAAAUUUUCUACAAAAGUUGAUACGUACAGUUUUGGGGUAGUUCUAUUUGAAAUUGCUACAUCUCUUAGCGCUUAUUCGAACCAAAGGCAGGAGAAAUUUCUAAAGGAUCACGUGGUAAAUUACGAAGGAGACAUUUUAGAUUUAAAGGAUACUCGCGUAGAAAGUGGGGAUGUUUGUUAUAGGAGUUUAAUAGAUAUUGGGAAAUUAUGUGUCAGUGAAAGGCCAAAAGAUCGUCCGGAAAUGGUUAAUGUACUUACACAGUUGGAAGGAGUUAGUGUAAAUUAAGGAAUGUCUACUGAUUUUUUUGUUAAAUUGUAUUAAUGUUUAACUUAAACCAAUGUUGAUUUAUUUAAAAUUCUACGACUAAAGUACCUAUUAAAAAAUGUAUGACUAACGUUCUCUAGGAUACUGUUUUGACUUAUCAUCGUGAUGAAAAAUGUAUUUUGAUGACGAAUAAUAAAUGUUUAUUUUUGUGGUAA
Messenger RNA from Agrilus planipennis (emerald ash borer), 2091 nucleotides. It is a transcript of the gene pll, whose product is annotated as serine/threonine-protein kinase pelle. The coding region runs from base 377 to 1897 and encodes 506 amino acids. Gene Ontology annotation, molecular function: ATP binding; protein kinase activity; protein binding. The transcript has 6 exons. Lineage: Eukaryota; Metazoa; Arthropoda; Insecta; Coleoptera; Buprestidae. Gene Ontology annotation, biological process: protein phosphorylation; signal transduction. The record is from RefSeq and is a predicted model, not a curated record.